Messenger RNA from Oncorhynchus kisutch (coho salmon), 2000 nucleotides. Its product is annotated as homeobox protein Hox-C6a-like. Lineage: Eukaryota; Metazoa; Chordata; Actinopteri; Salmoniformes; Salmonidae. Gene Ontology annotation, biological process: anterior/posterior pattern specification; regulation of transcription by RNA polymerase II. Bases 431 to 1147 code for a protein of 238 amino acids. Gene Ontology annotation, cellular component: nucleus. Gene Ontology annotation, molecular function: RNA polymerase II cis-regulatory region sequence-specific DNA binding; DNA-binding transcription factor activity, RNA polymerase II-specific. The transcript is spliced from 2 exons. The record is from RefSeq and is a predicted model, not a curated record.
UUGCUCAGUCCAACUAACUUAAUGCAUGCGUUGCUAUGCCCCACUAACUUAAUGCAUUCGUUUUCUGGCUGCAUUUUUAGAGCUAUAGCUGGUUAGCUAAAAGCUACAGUUUCCUUGCUCUCAAUUGGUGGAGAAUGGUCAGCUGACAUUGUCAUAUUGCCUCUCUCUGGAGCUAAGCGAUCAGCUAUAACACUCGGGUUUGUGAGUCUUACCGGAGAUUGGAAAUUAAUUAUAUUGAAACCUCAAGCAACCGUCUAUUUAUACAAGCAGCGAAAGGGUGAAAGGAAGGUUUUGCAAAGGUGUGUGAGCAGCCAGCAACAUAUCCAGAAUAAGGGAAAGGGGAAGGGGGAGCUACUGAGAGGGGAAAGUGGAGAAAAAAAGACUGAUUAAGAAGUGCGGAGAGUUGAAGAAGAAGGGUUACAGGCAAGGUAUGAAUUCGUAUUUCGCAAACCCGUCACUCUCCUGCCAUUUAUCCGGUGGUCAAGAUGUUUUGCCAAGCGUGCCACUAAAUUCCACCACUUAUGACACAGUGAGACAUUUUUCGUCGUAUGGGGCUGCUGUGACCCAGAAUCGGAUAUACGCAAAUCCUUUCUAUUCUCCCCAAGACAAUGUUGUUUUUGGGCCGAGCCGGGCAUCCUAUGAGUAUCAUGGAUCUAAUGUGUUUCUUCAAGACAAGGAUGGAGGUCUUGCCAGUUGCAGACAAACAACAAGCAUGGGACUGAAUGCACAAAACCACAUUGCUCAGGAGUACAGUUUGGAUCAAGCCAGAGGUGGAUCGCAGGAGCAGAAAGCUAACGUCCAGAUAUACCCGUGGAUGCAGCGAAUGAACUCUCACAGCGGAGUUGGGUAUGGGUCAGACAGACGCAGAGGACGCCAGAUAUACUCCCGUUACCAAACACUGGAACUGGAGAAAGAGUUCCAUUUCAACCGCUAUCUAACCAGACGUAGACGUAUCGAAAUAGCAAACGCCCUUUGUUUGACAGAACGUCAGAUAAAAAUUUGGUUCCAGAAUCGUCGCAUGAAAUGGAAGAAAGAGAGCAGCCUGACGUCGACGGUGACGGGAAGUGAAUCGACAGGGGCCACGGCGGAGAAGGAACGAGACGGCGUGGAAGAGGAGAAAGAGGAGGAAAAGAAAGAGAAAGAAUGAAAUACAUUUUACAACGAAAUCAUGAAACUCCACUAAACUACCUAGCCAUUCAAAGACCACAAACUCCCCUGCAUGAUAUUAUUCUGCUAUUUGUCCCUCUCUCUCUCUCACAAACUCGUAGCCUUCGCGCGCGUAAAAACAUGCAAUAUUCUGCAAUUCGGAUCAUUUUAGGCUGGAAAAAGCAUAUAGUUAACUGAUAGCUGUUUACUUCUGGUGGCAUAAUGUCCUUUGUCAUAGUCAUGCUAUUUGUGUUGUGAAAUGUGAAACAUUCAUCAUUUCCCUCCAGAAUUGCCCCAUUUACACUGUCAAAUAUAUCGUUCGGAUUACUUCAGUCAAUUCACAUAGGUCAGUGUUGGGGAUGGUUUACAAACACAAUAGGGCAUAAGCAUUCCAAAUGUGAAGGAAAUGCUCAGGCAUACAUAUUUCGUUUGUGUUAAUGUACUUGAAUCUUUACAUUCCCAUGAAUCCCAUCGCAAUAUGACUCCUGCAAAAUAUCCUGAAAGCUCUCACGGGGUGAACUACACUACCUAAAUUGUAGAUAUGCCUGUAUAUAUUCUAUGUAUUCCCAUAUAUACUCUGUGAGGGCUUUGUGUGCAUUAUGCUGCUUAAACGGAUGUUCUCUUAACGAUGCACUUACCACUUUUUGGCAUAAUAACCGUUUAUGGUUACCCAAGACUACCUAAUAAAAAGGGAGAAAUGAUACAAGAGGAAUCAAUCACGUUGUUUAAGGUUGUGAAUUUAUGUUUUGUGUAUCAUUGAAUAAAAUGUUUUCAAAACAGUUCCGUCCGUGUGGUAUGUAAAAUCCACAAUAGACUAAGUGGACACCUGAGUGACUUUACGUCAUAUCAAUAUA